Messenger RNA from Pelobates fuscus (common spadefoot toad), 1862 nucleotides. RefSeq names its product phosphoglycerate mutase 1 (gene PGAM1). The coding region runs from base 70 to 834 and encodes 254 amino acids. Gene Ontology annotation, biological process: glycolytic process. The record is from RefSeq and is a predicted model, not a curated record. NCBI's taxonomy places the organism in Eukaryota, Metazoa, Chordata, Amphibia, Anura, Pelobatidae. Gene Ontology annotation, molecular function: intramolecular phosphotransferase activity. The transcript is spliced from 4 exons.
UUGGCGCAUGCGCACAGGCUCCGCCUUUACUGUAGUCCGCAGUGUGACAGCCGGGGAGCAGAGCAAGCCAUGGCCGCUUACAAGUUAGUCCUGAUCCGCCACGGAGAGAGCACCUGGAACAAUGAGAACCGCUUCAGCGGCUGGUACGACGCGGAUCUCAGCGCCACCGGCCUGCACGAGGCAAAGAGAGGGGGACAGGCUCUGAAAGAUGCUGGCUAUGAGUUUGAUAUUUGCUAUACAUCUGUACUCAAGAGGGCAAUUCGCACCUUAUGGAUCGCACUGGAGAGCAUUGACCAGAUGUGGCUACCUGUCAUAAGAACAUGGCGUCUUAACGAAAGGCAUUAUGGAGGCCUAACUGGUCUGAACAAAUCAGAGACAGCCGCCAAACAUGGAGAGGAGCAGGUGAAGAUUUGGAGGCGAUCAUUUGACAUUCCUCCUCCCUCCAUGGAUCCAGAUCAUCCUUAUUAUGAUAUCAUCGCUAAGGACCGUCGCUAUGCAGACUUGACAGAAGACCAGCUCCCGAGCUGUGAGAGCCUAAAGGACACCAUUGCCAGAGCCCUGCCUUUCUGGAACGAUGAAAUUGUCCCACAGGUCAAAGAAGGGAAACGAGUGUUGAUUGCUGCUCAUGGCAACAGCCUUAGAGGAAUUGUCAAGCACCUUGAAGGGAUGUCUGAGGAGGCCAUCAUGGAGCUGAACUUGCCUACUGGCAUCCCAAUUGUUUAUGAGCUGGACAAGAACCUGAAACCCAUCAAGCCAAUGCAGUUUCUUGGAGAUGAAGAAACCGUGCGGAAGGCAAUGGAAGCCGUCGCUGCCCAGGGAAAAGCAAAGAAGUAAUCAGUCCGUGGAACAGAAGAAACAGUCAUCACUUAGUUUACUUUACCCAAACACUUUGCAGCUAGGGAUUCUGAAAUACAGCCUAAUGUGAGAUCAGCAUAACAGAUUACUCAUUGUUGCCUCUCUGACCCAUUUCCAUUCUGGGUUCUAUACAAUGCGUUUCAGUGAAAUGCACAGUAAACCCUCCGUAUAAGUGAAUGCAAUACAAAAUGCGCUGUCUGUCCUUUUGUAAUGCUUGUUCAUAGGUCAGUGAAUCAAAAUCUGGUACCAGUGUGCUUAGAUUGCUCCAUGUGGAACUCAUUUUUUUUUUUUUUUGAUGCAGACUGAAAGACACUUGUACAUUCCAAAUUUAUGAAAAUGUACUUGGUGAAAUUUUUUCUUUUUUUUUUUUUUUUGCAUUCUAGUUUUUAGACCAAACCCUUUAUAACGGUUAUCUUUAUACUUGGUUAGUGUCAACAAGAUUUUAUGAGUACAUUCCAACAAGUAUUUAUUAAUUCUAUAUUUUUUUAUUUUAACUUCUUGCCAAGAUACUGUAACUUGUGAUUAUUGUGAAUUAUUAAAAUGUAGAGAAACUAACUCAACGCUCUGUUCCGGGAUUCAUGAAGUUGUUCAUUGCGCACAUGGUGACUCUACUAUUGCACGUUGGACAAUUGACUGAUUUCUUAUCUGAUGGCUAAUCUGCAUCCGUGGAAGAACAUUUAAAAGGUGAUGAUGAAAUCUGUUUAAAUUAUGUCUGGUUCGAAUUUUUACCUGGCUACAUGUGCACAUGGUCUGUAUUUUAGUUAUCCUAUGGAAGCACUGAACCACGGUUAACUCUUUCCUGUCACUAGUGCUAGCAACACAUGCAUUUUAUUGUAAUGGCUGUGUUGUUUUGUUCCUCUCCUGUCUAAGUCUGUUCUCAUGGAGAUGAUAAAGGCGCUGCUCUGCUGAAAGUGUAUCCCAGUCUUUGCACAUGUUUACUGUAGUUGUCUUUCAUCAAUGGAGAUGUCAUUAUUUAAUUUCAAUAAAGGAGUGAUGUGCAAUCAAAA